AUGGAGUCGAGGAUGGAUGCGUUGAUGCAAAUGAUCAAGGACUCUGAGUCUCGCCUGGCGCGCGAGAUGGGAGCGAUCUCAGCGGGGGUUGAUGCCAUCAGACCUGACAUCGUCGGUUUGCAGAGUUCGGUGAUGUCGUUGCAACCGGAAAUGGAGAAAAUCAAGGCCACUUUCGAAGCCUGGCGCCCCGAGAUGGAGGCCAAGGUGGAUGGCCUUGGCGAGGUGGUGAAGGAUCUGCGCAGGCAGGUCGACCACAUGGCAAGGGGAGUGGGAGCUGGCGCGCUGGGACCUCCUCCUACAGCAGCCCCUCCGCCGAUGGGUCCAUCUCCAUCGAGCGCACUAAAGGGUGCACACUCCGGGCAACUCGGCCUCGGCGUCGAACAUCUCUCCGGGGUUAUGGUGGUGUCGGAUACGCCUCCGUCCCCACCAGCCCCGGUCACAGGUCAGAAUACUACGCGCACCAUGAUACCUUUUGACCCAGGUGCUAGUGGGAGUGUUACUACUGAGAUUGCUAGAAAUCAGGCCGGAAACCCACCACCACACUCAGAAUUUCCUCGUUUUGAUGGAGAAAACCCCAAAUUAUGGAAGAAAGCAUGUGAGAAAUACUUCAGAAUUUAUUCUGUUAGCUCUGAGUUUUGGGUUGAGCAUGCCACCCUGCACUUUACUGGCAAUGCGGCUCUGUGGUUUCAGAGUGCCGAGGAUAAAAUGGGAGUUGUUAAUUGGGUUCAAUUGUGUGACAUUAUAAACACAAGGUUUGAUCGCGGUCAGUACCAGUUGCUGUACCGCCAAGCGUUCAAACUUAAACAAACAAGUUCAGUCUCUGAUUACAUUGAAAGAUUUGAUAACUUGAUGCAUCAUAUGUUAGCCUAUAAGCCAGACUUAGAUCCUACUUUUUUCACCACACGUUUCAUCGAUGGUUUGCUUAGUGAUAUCCGUGCUGCUGUUCUCAUUCAACAACCCACGAGUUUGGAAACUGCCGUUUCUCUCGCCUUGUUGCAGGAGGAGAUAAACGAGGAUUGCGAGCUUCCGCAUUCCUUUUCCAAGCAGGCCAGUUCGCUGCGCGUCAACUAUAAAGCGCCAACAUUAUCUUCUACUUCCACACAAGCUCGUCCUCGCACUCAGCAAGUGACUGAAGAUAAGAGGAGCAAUGAUACUGGCAAGGCUAUGACCAGUGCUCAGAAGUUUGCAGCACUCAAAGCAUAUCGAAGAGCUAUGAAUUUGUGUUUUAAGUGUGGUGAGAAAAAUUGGAAUCAACAACACAAAUGUGCUUCCACUGUGCAAUUACAUAUUGUCGAAGAGUUGAUGGAAAUGUUGGAUGGUUCCGAGAGUUCUGACUCUUUUACCACUGCUGCUGAUGUUGAGGCUGGAACUGAUGCUGAAUUCAAUGCAAUCUCUUCACAGGCUUAUACUGGAACAGAGAACAGCUCUUGUUUCCGCUUAAAAGGGACCAUUCAGGGGCAAACCGUUGUGAUGCUGAUCGAUUCUGGUUCUUCGGGCAAUUUCAUUAGUUCUGAUUUUGCUUCGCAGCUGCAAGGGGUUCAGAAGAUGGUCAAACCUAUUCGGGUGAAGGUGGCUAAUGGGGAGACUAUCAAGGGCACUGAUAUAUUGCCAACCUGCAAAUGGGCAUGCCAAGGUGCAGUGUUCCAAACCGACAUGAAAGUAAUUCCGUUGCACUGUUAUGAUGUGAUUUUGGGGAUAGAAUGGUUAAAAGCUCAAAGUCCUAUGCACGUCGAUUGGCAAGAAAAAUGGAUCGAGGUCAAUCAAGAUAAUAAGAAGCAAAAAUUAUUUGGCGUGGUGGCUGACACUUCAAGUUGUAAUUUCAUUUCAGCUAUGGAGUUGACUCAAGAAGAACAGAAGGGUGAAGUAUGGUACCUUGUUCAAGUGUAUGCUGUGGAACAGUCGAUGGAGCAGCGUAUUCCCUUGGUCAUUGAACAGUUGGUUCACUCUUUUGACGACUUGUUUCAAGAGCCUACAGGGCUACCUCCCAAGAGGCUGUAUGACCAUAAAAUUCCACUGCUGCCCGGGGCAACACCUGCGAAACUUCGUCCUUACCGUUAUAAUCCCAUGCAGAAAACGGAGAUUGAGAAACAAGUUGCAGAACUCAUCAAACAAGGGGUGUUGCAACUCAGUGCUAGUCCUUUUGCUGCACCAGCCUUACUAGUUAAGAAGAAGGAUUUAUCUUGGAGACUCUGUCAAGAUUUUCGCCACCUGAAUGCCAUGACAGUAAAGAACAAGUUCCCUCUCCCCGUUAUAGAUGAGCUUCUAGACGAGCUUGCUGGGGCUAAAUGGUUCACUACCCUUGAUUUGCGAGCCGGUUACCACCAAAUCAGGAUGGCGGAUGAGGAUGUCCCUAAAACAGCGUUCCAGACACAUCACGGCCAUUUCGAGUAUUUGGUCAUGCCAUAUGGUCUCACAGGGGCCCCGGCUACCUUCCAGGGGGUUAUGAAUGCAGUCUUAGCACCUGGAUUGAGGAAGUAUGUGUUAGUAUUUAUAGAUGACAUUCUAAUCUACAGUGCUACACUUCAAGAGCAUGUGCAGCAUGUCAAGGCCGUUUUCAAAAUGUUGAUGGAAAACCAGUUAAAAGUGAAGAAAAGCAAAUGUCACUUUGCGCAACAGCAAUUGUCUUAUCUGGGUCAUGUUAUCAGUGCCGCGGGUGUGUCGACUGACUCCUCCAAGAUUGCCCCAAUUGUGAAAUGGGCAGCUCCUCAGAAUGUCAAACAGCUCAGAAGUUUUUUGGGAAUGGCUGGCUACUACAGGAAAUUUGUCAGAGGGUAUGGCGUCAUUAGUAAAACCUUGACAGAGUUGUUGAAGAAAGGAGUCCAAUAUAUCUGGACAUCAGAGGCCGAAGCUUCUUUCCAAGCCUUAAAAAGAGCUUUAGUUACUGCACCAGUCCUGGCAUUGCCAGACUUCACCAAACGCUUUAUUGUCGAAACAGACGCAAGCGACAAAGGCAUCGGAGCUGUGUUAAUGCAAGAUGGUCACCCCUUAGCCUUCCUCAGUAAAUCAUUGGGACCUAAACAACAAGCUUUGUCUACUUAUGAAAAAGAGUGCCUGGCUAUUCUUUUAGCAGUAGAGAAGUGGCGAUCAUACUUGCAACAUGCUGAGUUCUAUAUCAAAACAGAUCAGCGCAGCCUGGUGAAUCUCACAGAGCAGAGACUCACAACACCAUGGCAACACAAGGCGUUAACAAAAUUACUUGGACUGCAAUUCAAAAUCAUUUACAAAAAAGGGGUCGAGAACAAGGUCGCAGACGCCUUAUCUCGCCGGGUUCCUACUGGUGAAUGUAACUUGAUGACUGUGGUUGAAAGCAGACCAGUGUGGCUAACAGAGGUAGCAAACAGCUAUAAAAAUGAUGCACAGGCAGGGAAACUGCUCACCAAGCUGGCCAUUGUGCCCGACUUCCAACAAUUCUCCUUGAAGGAUGGCAUUAUCCGAUACAAAGGCAGAGUGUGGAUUGGAAAGAGAUACUAUGACAAAACUAUUGCAGCAUCAUUUGGAGCGAGUGCAGCAAAGAAUGAAAAGUCAGGCAGACAAAGAGCAAACCACAAGCUGGCUUUCAAGUUCUAUGGGCCUUAUGAAAUCCUAGAGAAAAUCGGCAAGGUAGCUUACAAAUUGCAACUGCCUCCUUCAAGUAUGAUCCAUCCAGUUCUCCACGUCUCCCAGUUGAAAAAGUGUGUUCCAUCGGACAGGGAAAUGAAGCAGCGCUUUCCUCUGGCUCCUGCUUGGGGACAAGCAGGAUCUAAAGAAGAGGGGGAUGUUACGGACCAGCCUAUUGCAACUAAGAAGAUGCCGCUGAAGAAAAGAGAGAAGGCGAUCAUGGAGCAGGGAUCGGAGCAUCAGCGUGAGCAAGCCAGGAAGUCAAGGCGAGAGCGUCAACUGAAUGCUCGCUUCAGCGGUCCGGAUUGGACCACGUAG
This is a messenger RNA of Lolium perenne, 3915 nucleotides long. Lineage: Eukaryota; Viridiplantae; Streptophyta; Magnoliopsida; Poales; Poaceae. The record is from RefSeq and is a predicted model, not a curated record.